Molecule: messenger RNA, 3825 nt
Organism: Penaeus vannamei (Pacific white shrimp)
Lineage: Eukaryota; Metazoa; Arthropoda; Malacostraca; Decapoda; Penaeidae
Gene: DNAlig1
Product: DNA ligase 1
Biological process (GO): DNA repair; DNA biosynthetic process; Okazaki fragment processing involved in mitotic DNA replication
Cellular component (GO): mitochondrion; nucleus
Molecular function (GO): ATP binding; DNA binding; DNA ligase (ATP) activity
Source: RefSeq, a predicted model, not a curated record
CGCGAAGAUGGUGCAACAGUCGAUUUUGUCAUUCUUCUCUGCACCAAAGGCCAAGAAACCAGCUGCAGAAGCCGACAAAAAAUCCAAAGAUGAUAAAAAGAAAGAAUCGUCAGAGGUGGAAGACUCACCAGUCAAACGCACACCUCGACGCAAGACAGCUGUAAUUGAAAGUGACAGUGAGGAUGAAGAUGUCCCAUCUACAAGUAGCCCAUCCAGCAAGUCAGAUGAAGAGAAAGAGAACAAAUCAAAGGAAACCCCAAAGAAAACCAGUGAAAAUUGUGAUGAAGAUGAUAGUGACGAGAAAGCUGAGAAAGACUCCUCUUCAAAAGCCAAGAAGACGCCAAAGGAGAAGAAGGACAACAGAAAGGCCAAGGGAAAGAAAAGCACCCCUGCCAAAGAGAACAAGACCCCAGUGAAAGAGGAGAAAGAAGACGCAGAGAAAAUGGAGGUAGAAAAUGACGAAAAGGAGACGUCUGAAGCAUCCAGCUUCAAAACCCCAAAGAAAUCAGACAAACCAAAAACAAGAGCCUCGCCUGGAUUUACUCCUGAUACAGUUCCCCCUCUUCGUAAAACUGCAAGGAAACAGAUGAAGCGAAAAAGUGAUAGUAUGGAAGAAAAGCAGAAAGAGAUAGUCAAGAAAAUCAAGGUAGAAGAAAAAGAAAAGGAAGAGGCAGAGGCUAUGCAGGAGGAAGAGGAAGAUGAGGAGUCUGAGAAGGACAAAAAAGCUGAUGUUGGAAAGGCCAACAUAAAGGAAGAAGGGAAAAAGCAAAAGGAGGAGGAAGAUGAGGAAGAAGAGAUGGAUGUGGAUGAUUCAAAGGAGAAAGAGACAGCUGAGAAAAAGAAACCAACUUCAAUCCAUAGCUUCUUUUCACCAAGAUCCUCCAAGUCUACCCCAGCAAGUACAAGUGUUAAGAAAGAAAAAGAGAUAAAGAAAGAGAAGAAAAGCCCAGGCAGUCCAAAAGCCAAAAAGGAAACCAAAUCCCCUCGGCAAAAGAAUGCUAAGAAAUCCCCCAAGAGCUCUUCAGACGAUAAAGAUUCCUCUGAUGACAAAAAGAAAUCCCCCAAGAGUUCUUCAGAUGAUAAGGAUUCUUCUGAGGACAAAAAGAAAUCCCCCAAAGAAGAGCGAAAGGAUGAUAAGGAUUCUUCUGAGGACAAAAAGAAAUCCCCCAAAGAAGAGGAAAAGGAUGAUAAGGAUUCCUCUGGAGAUGAAAAGAAGUCCCCCAAAAAAGAGACUGCAGAGAAAAGUGAAGAUAAGACAAAGGACAGCCCAGCUACCGAGAAGAAGGUAGUGAGAAACCCGUUUGCCCCUAAGGCCCCCGGUGCAAAGGAUCCUGGGGCGGAUUACAAUCCCUCCAAAAGCAAAUACAAUCCCAUCAGUGAUGCCUUCUGGAACCAUGGUGAAAAGACACCAUAUCUAGCUUUAGCCAAAACUAUGGAAUUGAUUGAAAGCACAAGUGGCCGCUUGAAAACCAUUGAGAUGUUGGCUAAUUUCUUCAGAUCUGUCAUAGUUUUGUCUCCAGAUGACUUAUUACAGUGUGUCUAUCUAUGCCUCAAUAAAGUAGCACCUGCAUUUGAAGGUACUGAGUUGGGCAUAGGAGAAACGAUUCUCAUGCGUGCAAUAGCCCAAGCUUCGGGACGUAGUGUUGACAAAAUAAAACAGGAUGCUGAGCAGAAGGGUGACCUUGGAAUAGUUGCUGAACAAUCACGGUCAACUCAGAGAAUCAUGUUCCAACCAGCAAAGUUGACCGUAAAGGCUGUUUUUGACAAGCUGAAAGAAAUUGCAUCCAUGUCUGGCAAUGACGUCCAAAGUAAAAAGAUUGACAAAAUCAAAGGAAUGUUUGUCGCCUGUCGGUUUUCUGAAGCCCGUUAUCUAAUCCGAUCUCUGAGUGGGAAAUUGCGCAUAGGUUUAGCUGAGCAGUCUGUGCUUCAGGCCAUAGCCCAGGCUAGCUUCCUCACUCCUCCAGGCCAAGACUACCCACCGGAAAUCACUGAUGCAGGGAAGGGAAUGAACCCAGAAAAGCUGAAGGCCAAAUUUGAUGAAUAUGGCAUGAUAGUGAAGACAACCUAUUGUGAAUUCCCAUCAUAUGACAAAAUCAUACCAGUUCUCCUGACAAAAGGCCUAGAGGAACUUCCCAAGCAUUGUACACUGACACCUGGAAUUCCAUUGAAACCCAUGUUGGCCCAUCCCACUUCCGGGGUGUCUGAAGUCCUGAAGAGGUUUGAAAAUGCCAAAUUCACCUGUGAGUUCAAGUAUGAUGGAGAGAGAGCACAGAUUCAUUUGAAGGAAGAUGGUACAGUUAACAUAUACAGUAGGAACCAAGAAAACAACACAACCAAGUACCCUGACAUCAUAUCGCGGUUGAAGAAUGCCCUCGGAGAAGAUGUCAAAUCGUGUGUGAUUGACUCAGAGGCUGUGGCUUGGGAUCAGGAGAAAAAGCAAAUCUUGCCUUUCCAAGUACUGAGUACAAGAAAGAGAAAGGAUGCAAAUGAGAAGGACAUCAAAGUACAAGUUUGUGUGUUUCCAUUUGACUUGCUCUACUUCAAUGGCGAGUCACUGGUCAAAAAGUCGUUUGAGGAACGCCGUGCCUUGCUGCGAGACAACUUCAAAGAAGUGGAAGGAGAGUUUGUUUUUGCUAAAAGUAUGGAUUCCACAAAUACUGAAGAUAUUGAGGAAUUUCUGGAGGAAUCAAUUAAAGGAAACUGUGAAGGUCUGAUGGUGAAAACAUUGGAUGUAGAUGCCACUUACGAAAUAGCAAAACGAUCACACAACUGGCUGAAGCUGAAGAAAGACUACCUUGAUGGGGUUGGUGAUACCAUUGAUGUGGUGGUCAUUGGCGGCUACACAGGACGAGGCAAGCGCACAGGACAGUAUGGAGGGUUCCUCUUGGCUUGCUAUGAUCCAGAGAAUGAAGAAUUUCAGUCUUUGUGCAAAAUUGGUACUGGUUUCACAGAAGAAGACUUACAGAAACACACUACCUUCUUCAAGGAGCACAUUAUAGAAAAGCCAAAAUCUUAUUUCAGAUAUGAAAACAGUGUUGCUCCUGACCAUUGGUUUGAGCCUGUGCAGGUCUGGGAGAUCAAAUGUGCAGACCUUUCCAUUUCUCCUGUACACAAAGCAGCGGCAGGAAUAGUUGAUCCAGAGAAGGGCAUUUCUCUCAGAUUCCCAAGAUUCCUCAGAAUUCGGGAUGAUAAAAAGCCAGAAGAGGCCACCAGUGCAUCACAGAUUGCAGACUUGUACAAUAGCCAAGACCAGAUCAAGAACAAGAAGGAUUCUGGGAACAGUAAUAUUGAAGAUUUUUAUUAAAGAAUGGGAUUUCCUGGUUAUAAGAAUUAUUUUUUGGGUUUCAUCAAAGUAUUUAAAAGGAUUAAUAAUAUAAAUUAGGGAGAUAAUUGUAUAUUUAGAGUAUUUUUUUUUAUUAUGUGUAAAGAUUUAUGGUAUUAGCUUAUUAACAAGUCAAGGUAUGAAUUGCAAUUUUGGUAUUUGAUCUUGUUUGCUUGUAUUUUACUUUCCUUGGUUCCAAAGAAAUGUAAAUAGGUAUUGGUUUAACUUCUAGAUCUUUAUAUAUAGUACAAACUUUGUCCAAAUCCUGGUGAAUUUUAACUAGUUGUACAUUCCUGUUUUAACUUGCUUAUUUUGUUAUGGCAAAUUUAUCUAAGAAGAAAUGUUUUUUGAACUCUUUUAUGUAAUUGUUAUUCUACGUUUGUGACUUUGGAAUAUGCUAGUUAUUUCUGUUAUUCAGUUACUGAUUUAGUUAUUGUCAUUAUUCAUACAUUCUGAAAAGAUUUCUAUGUCAGUGUUGUAAUAAGAAUAUUAGGUCUAAGUGU